AUUCUCAUCUAACAAGUCAUUUUUCAUGGCUGUACUGUACAUACACGCUUCACCCCCACAGGCCACACUUCAAAACCCACUAUAAAUAAUCUACAGACUUUUGUCUUUCCCUUGUACCAAAGCCCUCUUCCCCCACUACAACACCCACUUUUCCUCGCUUUCUUUGUAUACUAAUUCCUUUACACAGAAGAUAAAUGGCAGGUUAUGAUGGAGUGGUGCUAGUAAUGGCGGUGGCCACCGUGAUGAUGUUGACCAGAGUUUGUGCUGAUCCAGAUUCGCUUCAAGAUAUUUGUGUUGCUGAUCUAUCUUCUGGUGUAAAAGUGAAUGGAUUUGCUUGCAAGUCUAAUGUGACAGCAGAGGACUUCUUUUUUGCUGGCCUAGCCAAGCCUGGCGCCACCAACACCACCACGGGAUCACGUGUAACCGCCGCUAAUGUCGAGAAAAUCCCGGGCCUAAACACUCUAGGAGUGUCCCUUUCACGCAUUGACUAUGCACCAGGCGGCCUUAACCCACCCCACACCCACCCACGCGCCACCGAGAUAGUGUUCGUGCUCAAAGGUGAACUGGAUGUGGGAUUCAUAACCACAGCCAAUGUCCUAAUUUCCAAGUGUAUCAAGAAAGGUCAAAUUUUCACAUUCCCUAAAGGCUUAGUCCAUUUCCAGAAGAAUAAUGGCAAAGUUCCAGCUUCCGUGAUUGCUGCAUUCAAUAGCCAACUGCCCGGAACUCAGUCGAUCGCUGCCACAUUGUUUGCCGCAUCACCACCGGUACCCGACAACGUUUUGACAAAGGCAUUCCAAGUUGGUACCAAGGAAGUUGAGAAAAUAAAGUCCAGGUUUGCACCCAAGACGUACACUCUUGGCACAUAGAAUUCGCGGAAAUUAAUAGGAUUCAUCAGUACAAGAAUUCGAGGAAAUUAAUAGGAUUCAUCAGUACAAUGAAAAUUUUAACUUAUUUUAUUUUUGUAAUCUUUUUUAUUGUUAUCCAAUUUACUCUACCAUAUAUGCCACUGUGAUUUAUUUGGUUUGGAUCUUAAAAUGGUUUUGAAAUACAGAAGAACUUUCUUUAACUGUCAACAAUAAGAUUUGAAUUUUCAGACAAUAA
Messenger RNA from Olea europaea var. sylvestris, 1101 nucleotides. Its product is annotated as germin-like protein 5-1. Gene Ontology annotation, cellular component: plasmodesma; cell wall. NCBI's taxonomy places the organism in Eukaryota, Viridiplantae, Streptophyta, Magnoliopsida, Lamiales, Oleaceae. The record is from RefSeq and is a predicted model, not a curated record. The transcript is spliced from 2 exons. The coding region runs from base 195 to 866 and encodes 223 amino acids. Gene Ontology annotation, biological process: regulation of root development; plasmodesmata-mediated intercellular transport. Gene Ontology annotation, molecular function: manganese ion binding.